Messenger RNA from Clonostachys rhizophaga, 1215 nucleotides. The record is from the annotation of a GenBank genome assembly. NCBI's taxonomy places the organism in Eukaryota, Fungi, Ascomycota, Sordariomycetes, Hypocreales, Bionectriaceae.
AUGACAUCACGGAACCUCAUACCCAUCCUGGUGGGGAUGAUGCUCUUGACUGGCGUCUGCAACACUCUCUUAACCAAAUACCAGGAUAAUCAGUGUGUCCUCGACUGCGACAAUCCCGAUGUAUCAAAGCGAAAACACUUCGAGCAGCCUGUGCUGCAAUCGGCUCAGAUGUUUGUAGGCGAGAUGGGAUGCUGGCUUGUCGUUGCCAUCAUGGCUCUCCACCGUCGUAUCACGCAAAAAUCAUCACCUGCCGACCAAGGGUACCAAGCAGUCAAUACCACCGAUAACGCCGCGGAACAGGCGGCGGAUAUUGACGGGCCACCUCUCAAGGACGACUCUUUGCUCAAGGGCUUCCGCAUCACCCUACUAGCGCUUCCCACCAUCUGCGAUACGUGCGCCACCACUCUUAUGAACGUCGGUCUCCUUCUCGUGGCGGCAUCGAUUUACCAGAUGACAAGAGGUGCCCUCGUGCUUUUCGUUGGUAUUCUGAGUGUUACCGUCCUCCGCCGUCAUUUGCAUAUGUUCCAGUGGCUCGCGCUUGUUGGCGUUGUAGCAGGUGUCGCCGUCGUGGGAUUAGCAGGGGCCAUCUGGCCAGAUGAGAAGGCAGUGCACGCUGCGCUCAAAUCCGACGAAGGGCUCUCGGUUACCACAAAGGCUGUCAUUGGCGUCCUGCUCAUUGCGAGCGCCCAGAUAUUCACUGCCACACAGUUUGUGCUGGAGGAGUGGAUUUUGGAGCACUCGACUAUUGAGCCAAUCAGGGUUGUUGCAUGGGAAGGUGUCUUCGGCUUCAUCAUCACUGUGCUCCUCAUGAUCGUUCUGCACCUCUCUGUAGGUCGAACUGAGGCCGGGCGGCACGGACCAUUUGAUAUGGUGUCUGGCUGGAAUCAAAUGGUGUCCAACAAGGCAGUUGGAAUCUCGAGUAUUCUCAUCAUGAUCAGUAUCGGUGGGUUCAAUUAUUUCGGCUUGUCCGUCACGAGGAGCGUUAGUGCUACAUCGCGUUCUACCAUCGACACAUGCCGUACCCUCUUCAUCUGGGUUGUCUCCCUAGGACUCGGCUGGGAGACCUUCAAAUGGUUGCAGAUUGUCGGAUUUGCUAUGUUGGUUUACUCAACACUGGUUUACAAUGGGAUCGUGAACCCCCCAUUCAAGUCUCUUGAGGCUGGAGAGGAGGUUGAAGAGCUCCUGCCAGAGGAGCCAGUUGAGUCCCGCCAUUAG